AGUGCAUUGGACAAGUGUUGAGUGUUGAGCAGAAUUGUCGAGUUGCGGAUCUGACCAAGAACAUAAUCUACGUUUAUUCAUCAAUAUUUAUAAGAACCAAAAUUUUUACGCCUCUACUUAUUUUUAAAAUUAAAAAUUUGCUGCCAAAAUCGUGCGAAAUGCAAGUGCUUAUCGUUUGGAAAUAACAAAACUAACAACGUAAAUCAGAAAUAAUGGCUAAUCAUUACGAAGUGCCUAGCUGGGCUGGCAAACCACCGGUUGGUUUGCAUUUGGAUGUUUUAAAAGGUGAUAAGUUAAUUCAGAAAUUGAUGGUGGAUGAGAAGAAAUGCUAUCUAUUUGGUAGAAACCAACAAAUGAAUGAUUUUUGUAUCGAUCAUGCUUCAUGUUCACGUGUUCAUUCUGCUCUGGUUUAUCAUAAACAUCUUCAGAGAGCAUUUUUAGUGGAUCUCGGAAGUACUCACGGAACUUAUAUUGGCAAUAUGAGACUAGAUCCUAAUAAGCCAACACAAUUACCUAUCGACAGCACUUUUCACUUUGGAGCUUCGACAAGAUACUAUAUCAUCCGAGAGCGGCCACAGUCUGGUGCAAGACCGAUUAUCGAAGAGCUAGAGAAAUCUGCCGAGGACAAUGAUGCUGGUGGUUUGCUCGGAUUGCCAGAGACAGAGACUGAACUUGACAAUUUGACAGAAUUUAAUACUGCACAUAAUAGGCGUAUUUCCAUGUUGGGAAUCACCGAUGAUGACGUUCAUAAGGCAACAAGAAAAAGAAAAAAGAAAGGCAUCACAUUCAAUGACGACGAAGAAGUUAUCAACCCUGAAGAUGUCGAUCCAUCUGUGGGUAGAUUUCGGAAUCUUGUGCAAACAACCGUAGUUCCUAGCAAACGAAUGCGAAUGGAAGGUGGCCUGAUAUCUUUGUCCGAAGAGAGCCAUAACAUGAUGAAGCAUCUACAGCCUAGUUCCAUAAUCCCUCAAUUAUAUCAUGAUUUACCUCCGGAACAGUUCUCAAAUGCACAUUCAUCAAUGGCCAGUAACCCUUUCAAUACGGCUCUUACGUCAUUGACCUCCCGCCUUGGUAUAGCUUUACCAAAUCCAGCCCCUGAAGUAGAAAUGGCACCUCACCAAAUGCAGGCUGAAGUUCAGCACAUUCCAGAUAUAUCCGGAUCUUCUGAACCACAUUCGCUGGAGCCUAAAAAGAAAAAAUAUGCCAAGGAGGCUUGGCCUGGUAAAAAACCGCUGCCCACUCUUCUGGUGUAAUAUCUGGUACUACGAAACUCGGCUAUCUCAGACUAGUACUUCAGAGCAAUUGAUAAUCAACUAAAUGUUUUCCAAAAAGCAGCUGCCCAGAAACUAUUUUUCUAUGACAUCCUCAGGUAAGCUGAUACAAGCAAAAUGAAUAUCAAUGCUUCCAAAUUAAACAAAGCGGUACUUAUCUGCAGCGAUUGUUUUCAGUCAAGCGUGAUUUCGUAAUCCAUUUACCAGAUGAUAUCAAGUAUAUUUGCGUGGUGUGUCAGAGUUUUAAAUAAUCUUUU
Messenger RNA from Athalia rosae (coleseed sawfly), 1528 nucleotides. RefSeq names its product nuclear inhibitor of protein phosphatase 1 (gene NiPp1). The transcript is spliced from 6 exons. The coding region runs from base 213 to 1253 and encodes 346 amino acids. Gene Ontology annotation, molecular function: mRNA binding; protein serine/threonine phosphatase inhibitor activity; protein binding. The record is from RefSeq and is a predicted model, not a curated record. Gene Ontology annotation, cellular component: nuclear speck. Lineage: Eukaryota; Metazoa; Arthropoda; Insecta; Hymenoptera; Athaliidae.